CCGAGCGUCAGCAGAAAGCAGCCUGGCAAUCUAUGGUGGACUGCGCAGAUGAAGGAUAUGGCAGCGACCUUAUAUUUGAUCAAUGAUAGAUUUUCUCCAUCUGGGAAUUAGGAAAUAUCUCACUCUUUAGUGCACCCACCUUCUGAAUGGAAACAUGGACACCACCUACAAAGGAGGAAUUGUAGUCAACAAUGUCCAGGAACUUUGAGCCUGGUCACUCAGUAGGGAUGUUGGCUACUGUGGAACAUGGUCCCAUCCUCUGCAGCGACUCCAACAUCCUCUGCCUCUCCUGGAAGGGCCGGGUCCCCAAGAGUGAGAAGGACAAGCCGGUGUGCCAGCGGCGCUACCAUGAGGAGGGCUGGCUGGCCACAGGGAACGGGAGAGGGGUGGUGGGCGUGACGUUCACAUCCAGCCACUGCAGGAGAGACAGGAACACUCCUCAGAGAAUCAACUUCAACCUGCGAGGACACAACAGUGAGGUUGUGUUGGUUCGUUGGAAUGAGCCCUUUCAGAAGUUGGCCACGUGUGACAUGGAGGGAGGCAUCUUCGUCUGGAUUCAGUAUGAGGGACGGUGGUCUGUAGAGUUAGUGAAUGACCGUGGUGCCCAGGUGAGUGAUUUCACAUGGUCCCAUGAUGGCACUCAGGCCUUGAUCGCCUACAGAGAUGGGUUUGUCUUGGUGGGGUCAGUCAGCGGACAGAGACACUGGUCCUCAGAGAUCAACCUGGAGAGCCAGAUCACCUGUGGCAUCUGGACACCUGACGACCAACAGGUGUUGUUUGGUACAGCCGACGGUCAGGUGAUAGUGAUGGACUGUCAUGGUCGCAUGCUGGCCCAUGUCCUGCUACACGAGUCGGAUGGCAUCGUCGGCAUGUCAUGGAACUGCCCCUGCUUCCUAGUGGAGGACAGCACAGAAAGCGACACCGACUCUGAUGACAACCCACCUCAAGUGCGUAUCCCGAAGCCCCUUCUGACAGUUAGCUUCAUAUCAGGAGACAUCAGUUUGAUGAACAACUACGAUGACCUCGCUCCUACCGUCAUCCGCUCAGGACUCAAAGAUGUGGAGGUCCAGUGGUGUUCUCAGGGGGACCUCCUGGCGGCAGCUGGGAUGGAGAGACAUGGGCUCCCUGGAGUCCCCUCUGACCCUAUCGUGAGGAACGCCCUGGUCAAAUUCUACAACGUCCAAGGAGAACAUAUCUACACGUUAGAAACACCUGCCCAGCGCCCCAUCACCACUAUCUGCUGGGGCCACAGAGACUCUCGUCUGUUCCUGGCGUGUGGCACGGCGCUGUACGUGGUGCGGGUGGAGCACCGGGUGGCCAGCCUGCAGCUGCUGUGCCAACAGGGCAUCGCCAGUGCCCUGCGGGAGGAGAGGGACGUGGGCAAACUAAACAUGCCCUCCUUACUCUGUUCCUAUGUCACAACCGCCUUCAUACCCACCAUCAAGCCUCCUAUUCCUGAUCCCAACAACAUCCGGGACUUUGUCAGCUACCCCACAGCUGGUAACGAGAGGCUGCACUGCACCAUGAAGCGAGCGGAGGACAACCCAGAGGCAGGGGGACCCUGUUACACCCUCUACCUGGAACACCUAGGUGGUCUGGUGCCCAUCCUCAAAGGCAGACGCAUCAGCAAGCUACGGCCAGAGUUCAUCAUCAUAGACCCUAAAACAGACAGCAAAGCAGAUGAGGUGUGUGUGAAUGCUAUGAUCUCCUACAUGACUGACAGCUGUAACUGUUCGGACUCCAGCGACAUUGAGUUGAGUGAUGAGUGGGUCGGGAAGAAGUCCCCUAAACUGUCCAGAGGAAACGGGUCACCCAAGCUUUCCAGAAGGAACAUGGAAUCUAGAAAAUCUCCCAAAAUGUCCCGGGCUAGUCAAGAAGGCCCACGAUCACCCCGGUUACCAACAAAGAAGCCACCAAUUCGAUCUCCCAGUUUGACGCGUCGAGAGAUGUCCAUGGAUGGAAUCUCUGAGCAUAAUUAUCUUGCUCAAGUCACGUCCAAUAUUUGGGGGACAAAGUUCAAAAUCGUUGGACUUGCUUCUUUCCUACCUGCUAAUCUUGGUGCAGUUAUCUAUAAGACCAGUUUGCUGCAUCUUCAACCAAGGCAGAUGACAAUCUACCUUCCGGAGGUCCGGAAAAUAUCACUUGACUUCAUGAGCCUGCCUGUCUUUAACCCAAACGUCUUCAGUGAGGAUGAGGAUGACUUGCCUGUGAUGGGACCAUCUGGAGUGACAAGUGACAACCCUCCCUGUACGGUCAACAUCCCCAUCGCACCCAUCCACAGCCCUGCCCAAGCCAUGUCCCCCACUCAGAGCAUUGGACUGGUCCAGUCCCUGCUGGCCAAUCAGAACAUCCAGCUGGAUGUCUUGACCAAUCCCACGGCUACGGCUUCAGCUGCAGCGGCCGCUGCAUCAGCCUCGGCCUCUAUUGCAGGGCCUGGUCACGGUCAGAAUGCAGUAGCAGCACAGUACAGUGGGACUCUAGGAAGGUACUCCAACCCAGGACAGGUGAUCUUUAACAGGCUAGAGAUGGGACCCCUCCUAGCUGGAACACUGCCUCCACCUCCGCCUCCACAUCAUCCCCCUCAACAACCUCAACAACAACGUCCUCAGUCUCAACAGACACACCAACAUCAGUCCAAACAACCACCGCAGAUACUAACCCAACAGCAGCAGCAGCAACAACAACAGAGAAUGCAACAGCAUCAACAACUACAGCACCAGCAACAGCAGAUUCAACAACAACAUCAACAACUACAACAGCAUCAUAUACAGCAGAUCCAACAGCAGCAGCAGCAACAGACUCAGCAGCACCAAGCACUGCAACAACAGCACCAACAACAACAGGCGGCACUGCAACAGCAACAACAGCAGAUCCAACAUCAGCACCAACACUUGCAACAACAGCAAAUCGCUCAGCAGCACCAACAGAUGCAACUGCAACAUGAGCAAAUGCAUCAGCAGCAACAACAAAUGCAGCAGCAACAGCAGCAGAUCCGACAGCAGAUUAUAGAGAUGAGGCAGCAACAACAGCAGCUGCAGCAGCAACAUCAGCAGAUACAACAGCAACACCAACAGAUGCAGAGGCAGCACCAACAAAUGCAGCAGCAACUGAAGCUGCAGAUCACCUUGCCCCCUCCGCCUACUGGCUAUCCCACCAUCUCUCUGCAGCAGUUCCAGGUACUGCAACAGAUACCCCACCCCAGUGCAGAGUUGGGACCAGAAAGAGGAGAGCAGGGGCAUACUCAGAGUCAUACUCUGGGCAGGCCAAGUCUACCGCGAUCCAGGCCUCCAUCAUUCAUUGAUGUAGACAGCUUACGGUCCAGACCUCCUUCCUUCAUCGAAGCAGACACAUCAAGAUCUAGACCACCGUCAUUCAUCGACAUAGACACAAUACGGACUAGACCUCCUUCUUUCAUUGAUGCAGAUACAGGUACAUUGCGGUCUAGACCCCCGUCGUUCCUCGAUGCAGACUCCUCCCGAUCCAGACCUCCUUCAUUCAUAGACACAGACACACUACGUUCUAGACCUCCUUCCUUCCUCGAUGCAGAGACUUCCCUUGAGAUCCAGAUGAGGAAGGUGAACCCUCCACCACCCUACCCAGGAACCAUAGUGUCUGCAGCCACCGCCACAACCUCCACCGCUCCUCAGACCCUCAUCACCAACUGUGACAGCCCCAACAUACUGGUCACUGCAGACCCGUGUCUGAAGAAAGACGAGUUCUCACUCCACCCAGUUGGUCUCCAGUACCAGAUGGGAUACGAGAGGAUCACAACCUUUGACAGCAGUGGGAAUGUAGAGGAGGUGUGUCGCCCUCGCAGAAGACUCAUAAGCAACCAGAACACCUACGCUGUUCAAGGCAUGGGAGGUUCGGCCACACUUAAAGUCACCUCAUCGUCCGACAGUAAGAAAGUCCAGCUUCCUUACAGCUCAGCAACUCUAAGCCGCCUCUCUGUGCCACGAUACUCCAUACCCAGCAGAGACCCGCCCCCCUACCCAGAUCCAGCCAAUCAGGUUAACAUUAACACGACGACACUUUCUCCUCCCCAACGCAUGGACAAUAGUCACAUGAUUCACGCCACCUUGCGAUCUGACCGGCGAGACGUGGAAUCUCGCCUGAAGGUGUCCCAGAUGGUUGACGCUUCAAGGACUCUACCAACCAAGUCUAAGAUCAACAGUGCGGCCCUAGCACUCUCUUACCAGCAGAGGGUGCCCACGGCUCUGUAUACCUGCACUCAGUGCAGCAGCAACAGCACCAGUGUCAGUGUUAGUGGUGGUGGUAGUAGCAGCAGUGGCAUCGCAGGAGGCACUGUAGUGCGACAGGAUUUCCCUCCAGGAAAAGGUGCUCAUCACAGCACCAUCAUUGUUCACUCCAAAAGCACUUCGCCUCAAGCUUCUCAGUCAUCUUACAAUCUGCUGAGUCCUGUUGAUAACAGCAGGGAUAGGACUGUGUAUGUGAACUCUGCCUUUACCGAAGACGAGACAUUAAGUCAGCAGUGUCGUCACUUGACUCUUGGGGAAGUUAGUUUGACACUGAAACGUCCUCCACCAUACCAGUGGGACCCAAACACUGCAGAGGAGUUCUGGAUACCCCCAGAACAGACUAUCGUAGCUCCUCCUCCACCUCCACCACCAACACACAAACCACCACCCCCGAUCAUCUUCAGCAAUGCUCAGCAUCUGGACAUGACACGGCUGCCUUUUGUACUUUCAACAAAACCUCCCAGCAGCCCAAGUACUGUUACUUUCCCAUCAGGUUACCAGAUCUCCAUGUCACCUUUCCCUCCAGGGGUUGGUCAGGAUGGAUCCCCACUCCAGUCCAUGCAGAGCCAUCCACCACCCUGCCCUCCCAACGAAGUAGUUGCUCCAGUCCCCCAGUUUGCCCAGCAGGACCCCAACCUGGUCUUGCCACCUGGAUACCCUCCCAGCCAUGCCAACCUAGCUUGCUGCCCUCUGCCCCCAAUGUACCCAGGGGCCGCCUCCUGUGCUGGGCUUCAGCUGCACCCUGUUAGCCUGCACCCCUGGAACCCAUAUAGCCUACCCAUGCAGGACCUGUCAGGCUCUGCCACCCUCCUCAGCAAGUCUCAUCAGGUGUUAGAAAAGCCAGUCCUCUCCCCACCUCCUCCUGUUGCUCCCCCCCCACCACCUCUUACACUUCCUCCUCCUCCACCAACCGAGCUGCCAAAAUCCAAAAGCCCUACAGAGGAGCUGGCGGAAUCUGCCAGUAGCUUCCAGGAGCCGUCUUCUCUAAACGAAAGCCCCGUUCCAGACCGACAGGGGUCCGACAUGUUCAGCAAGAAAAGUCGUAAACGUCUAGACAGCCGAGCCGAGGCGGCAAACAUGACCACCGUCUCAGAGGGCAAAUCCAAAAAGGAAGGGCGCGCCCUCUCUGACUUCAACUCCCUCAUCUCUAGCCCCAGGCUUGGCGGCAGGGAGAAGAAGAAACUCAAAGGCCAGAGGGAGCAGCUGAACAAAACCAAGAAGCUCAACAGGACCAGUACCACUAGCGAGUUCCAGGACAGUUCGGAGAGCGAGCCCGAGCUCUUCAUCAGCGGAGAUGAACUGAUGAACCAGAGCCAGAGCUCCAAGAAGGGUUGGAAGAGUAAGAGAAGCCUGAGGAUGGCCAGUGAACUGGAGGAGAUUAAGUGCAGGAAGGCCAAUGAGAGAGAGGACCGUGGGCUGGGGAGCCAGGGAUUUAUCUAUGUCAUGGCCAAUAAGCAGCCACUCUGGAAUGAGGCCACACAGGUCUACCAGUUGGACUUCGGAGGACGAGUCACUCAGGAGUCUGCUAAGAACUUUCAGAUCGAGCUGGACGGGAGACAGGUGAUGCAGUUUGGCAGAAUCGAUGGGAACGCAUAUAUCCUGGAUUUCCAGUAUCCUUUCUCAGCAGUGCAGGCCUUUGCUGUUGCCUUAGCCAAUGUUACUCAAAGGCUGAAGUAAGAGACUGCUCUAACCAGUGGUGUAGUGGAGGAUAUUUUGUGCAAGUGUUUACCUACCUUUUUGCGGAAAAAUGCAUUGAAAGUAUAGGGAGCAUUACAUUACUCACGGCAAAUGGCGAUCAGUGUUUACCCACCUAUGUUUUUUAACACUACAUCACUGACUCUAACCCAACGUCACAUAUGUGUUCGUAAAAAAGGAGGAAGGGAAGCGCUGCUAAGGUACACAAUAGUAGAUUGUGGGGUAAAUGAAUAGAAUUCAUUAAAAUGCCUUUAUUUGUAUGGCAUGUUCAAUGGAAACAAAAGUUUAGAAACGCUGACAUGUGUGUCAUAUACAGUAUAUGGCUCUGUUACAACGUGCUCUGAUGCAAAGUGACAGAAUAAUCCGAGAUGAUUAUACUGUGUCCUGUAACACGGGACUGUCAGUGUAGUUCUGACGGAUAAUAGGGCUAUGAAAUACAUUUUAGUAAGCCUCACAACAAAGCUUUUUAGUAGGUACGUUUCUCUUACUUACCGUAUAUAUGCAUUGGAUUUAAAAACUGCCCUUGGAGAUGUGCAAUUUUAAAAUGCAAGACUAAGAUUGCAGGUUACCAUGGUCAUAAGAAAAGUAAGUGCAAUGUUGGACAACGUUGAAAUAAUGUAUUGUGAGAGAGGAGGCCAUGUUGAUUGUGGAAAGACAACACGAUGAGUUUGAAAGUAAUAGAGUUUAUUUAGAUGUUAUUUCGAAGAUCACUUCUAUGAAGUGAUCCUAGGAAUACCAUCAUUUUCCGUAAAUGUUUUUGUAGGACCUAGAAAUAUCCACAUUUCCAUUAUGUAAACGUUAUUGUAGGACUACAUACCCUCAUAUGACAUCAAUUGUAACACAUUCUUAACUCAAUUGUAACAUGUAUGUUAACAAACCUUUCUGCCCAUCAUUUCAUUUGGUUGAACCUAUGAAGAAAUGUCAUGCAUGUGUAAAUCAUUCACCAAGAUCAUCAAAUGCAUGGUUCAUGUAUCUGGGUGAAAAUGCAUACAGUAGAUAUCCCACCUGCGGCCAAAUCCGUCAACUUAUGCUAAACCCUGCAAGAAAAUGAAAAGCUAUCCUUAAUUUAAUGUUAUAAGCUUGGUUGGCUCUGUGUUUUAGUCACUGGGUGUGGUUAUGAUGCUACUUGAACAUUGCAUUUGAAUGUGAAGUGCUUUGCCUCCUUGGAGUUUCUGCUGCUGCUUUUGGUAGAUAUUGUCUGCAUUGCUGCUAAUAGUGUGUCACUUGGUACUGAAGACAUUCAAGUUAUCAUUUUUUACAUUUUCAGAUUUGAAUUGGAUUUGAUUGACUAAUUAAUCUGUGAAUAUGUUAUUCAGUAGUUAACAUGUGUAUUAUGCUGUUUUAUCUGAAAGUACUGUAACUUCCAAAAUAAUGGAAACACUUGAGUGAAUGAGGGAUACGAAGUAUAUUGAAAGCAGGUGCUUCCACAUAGGUGUGGUUCCUGAGUUAAUUAAGUAAUUAACACCCCAUCAUGCUUAGGGUCUGGCAUACAAAUGUUGGGCAGGCCAUUAUUUUGGCUACCAUGGCUGUGUUAUGACAAUUCCCCCAUCCACAGGGCACGAGUGGUCAUUGAAUGGUUUGAUAAGCAUGAAAACCAUGUAAACCACAUGCCCAUGGCUGUGUCAGUUACCAGAUUUAAACCCAAUUGAACACUUAGGGGAGAUUCUGGAGCGGCGCCUCCCUCCAGCAUUUUCCGUGUUUCGCCCACCAAGCAAAGAGUUUUUGUAUGGAGGCCAAUGAGAGUGUCGAAUUUGGUCAGCAAAAAAAUGUAUGGCUUCUUUACUAGAGGUUUAUAGACGUUUCAUAAUGGUUAAGUUGUUACGCGUGUACUGAUAUAAGUAGGACACGUGACAUCUCGCCAACAUUGAGAAAAAACACUUUGUAUCUGAGUUGUCUCGAGUUGGCUAUGGAUAUUCAUGGCAUGCAGCUAAUAGCAUAGCAUCUCUUGCCAUUGAAUACACGAGGUUAAAAACGAUUACAAUAGUGAGAUGUAUCCACCAAUCAAAAGAAAGGAUAGGCGGGAGCUAGACAGCCCGCCAUGCCGCUUUAUGGACAAUGACUCCCAUUGUUAUGGCAGGGAUACAUGUAUAUUGUUAGUAUAUACAUCAUUUUUGGCGGUGCUUGAGACAGCGUUUUCCACCACAAUCAACCAAAUUAUGGAAUUCCUCACAGAAGAAUGGUGUCGCAACCCUACAAUAGAGUUCCAGAUGCUUGUAGAAUCUAUGCCAAGGUGCAUUGAAGCUGUUCUGGCUCGUAGUGACCCAACGCCCUAUUAAAACACUUUAUGUUGGUGUUUCCCUUCUUUUGGCAGUUAACUGUAUAUCUGCAGGAUUAUUUGAAAAAGUAUUGUAGACAAGUUAUGCGAUGAUUCAACUAUUCAAAUCAAAUCAAAUGUAUUUCUGAAGCCCUUCUUACAUCAGCUGAUAUCUCAAAGUGCUGUACAGAAACCCAGCCUAAAACCCCAAACAGCAAGCAAUGCAGCUGUAGAAGAACGGUG
This is a messenger RNA of Oncorhynchus gorbuscha (pink salmon), 8451 nucleotides long. Its product is annotated as tubby-related protein 4-like. Lineage: Eukaryota; Metazoa; Chordata; Actinopteri; Salmoniformes; Salmonidae. The transcript is spliced from 16 exons. The record is from RefSeq and is a predicted model, not a curated record. Gene Ontology annotation, molecular function: protein binding. The coding region runs from base 192 to 5936 and encodes 1914 amino acids.